AUGUUAAAUAUUAAUCUCAACCCGUCAAAGUGCCUUACUGAACAAUUAAGUCUUAAAAAAUCUAACAGUUGCUUUGCUCCUGCUAAGUUUUUAAAGCGGCACUCGAAAGAGGUUUGGAAACCAUCCUCACUCAUCCAUCCAGCGCGCUCCAAUCAGCCUCCCUCGCGGACCUGCCCCCCUCUCCCAGGGCCUCCAUCCCGGUCCAGGAGUCCCUCUUCCCGCCUCAAACUUCCCGCAGACCCGCCCCGCGCCCUCCCAGGCUCGCCCGAGCCGCCGCCCCCUCCCCCUCCCGCCGCUCCCCACGUGCUGGGAGCCCGGGUCGCGGCAGGACCCACGCACCGGCUAAGUGCUAGCCAUUCGCGGGUCUCCUCUCGCGGCCCGGUCGGCACCAAGCCGAAGAGGACGGGGCAGGGCCUCCGGGCCGGCGCAAGGAUGCGUUCUGCGGCCCCGGCCUGUACUCGCCGCUCACACGCCCCCUGCGCGCCAGGCCCGUACACCGCCACCGGCACUCACAGAGCCACCCGGCCUUCACCCGGCCGCUGGGCCGCCGCCUGGGCACCGCGCCGCGCCCGCCCUCCGCCCGGCCGGUUCCUGUCCUCUCCUCCACAUCCUGACCCGCCCGCCGCCCCCUUUCUUACCGGCGGGCUUGGCGGGGCGGAGGGAGCCGACUCGGGUGGACGGCCUCCCCCGCGCCCAGGCCCGGGAUCUCCGCCGCCGAGUCCUAGGGCUCCGGCGUCUCGGGAGCUACUAUGUUAUAAUAUCUCAAACUAAUAUUUGAGACUCCCUGGCUUGAUAACUAUGAUUCCAUUGAAGAUGACUAUUGAGUUGAAUGGCUCUGUUUUCCAUCAACGAUGACAGCUUUUAAUCACAGAUCUCAAGCCCAUUAUGAACAUUAAUUAAUGUCUGACAUCGCUUAAUGAGGUAGGUAAAAACUAUUACUGUUUCAUAGAUGGGAAAAUCAGGUUUAGGCAAGUUUGGUGGCUUGUUCUUAGGCCACCCAAGAAAUUGUGGCUCGUUUCCAAAAUCCAAUGCUUAUUCUCCUCACAGGCAAAUGAUGUUUUUUUUUUUCUUUCACAGCAUACCAAUCUGUUGCAAAACCUAUUUUGCAAAAAAUAGAUUAUUGACAUAGGCGUGGAAAUAAUCUUUCUUAAGGCAGAAACAUUUGAUGGUAUCAAUAUUCAUACUGCUUCAACCCAACAAUGUAUUGGUUGGGUUUUCUCUGAAAAAUCGUAGAUGUCUUGGUUGGAGGGAAAAAGCCCCUGCUCAAAUAAACCAUUAAAACCACUAUCCAUUGUUUUGAAUACAAUAAAAGUCGAUUUUAAAAAAAGAGAAAAAACCCACUACCCAUUUUGAAAUAAAGCAGUUAGUUUCUUCUUGUAUUUAGAAACUCUACCCAGUAAGAGUCGGAGAGGAACAAAGUGAACAUUAGUUAUCAAAAUGCAUUGACUUACCUUUUGCUCUUAAGACACCACACACAGUCGGUAAGUACUUUUGUCUUUUUGUGGUAACUUUGUUUUCUAUGGACUCAUGUUGCUUUGAUCAAUGGUAUUUGUGUGCCUCGUCUUAAUCUAACUUUUUUGUUGUUUGACCAGUCCAUCUGGCUUG
Gorilla gorilla gorilla (western lowland gorilla) is the source of this 1605-nucleotide messenger RNA. Its product is annotated as basic proline-rich protein-like. Lineage: Eukaryota; Metazoa; Chordata; Mammalia; Primates; Hominidae. Bases 1 to 771 code for a protein of 256 amino acids. The transcript has 4 exons. The record is from RefSeq and is a predicted model, not a curated record.